Molecule: messenger RNA, 804 nt
Organism: Ctenocephalides felis (cat flea)
Lineage: Eukaryota; Metazoa; Arthropoda; Insecta; Siphonaptera; Pulicidae
Product: serine/threonine-protein phosphatase PP1-2-like
Exons: 7
Coding region: 1-804 (267 amino acids)
Cellular component (GO): cytoplasm; nucleus
Molecular function (GO): protein serine/threonine phosphatase activity
Source: RefSeq, a predicted model, not a curated record
AUGUCGCACAGAAUGCGUUUAAACUGUGAUUUGCAUGGAAAUUUACCGGAUCUUUUAGGCUUCGAACGUGUUUUGUGGAAUUUAGGGCCUGCAUUAAGUCCGAGUACGCUCCUGUUUUUAGGAGACUAUGUUGAUAGAGGCCCUCAUGGGGUUGAGGUGGUUGCUUAUCUGUUUGCAUAUAAAUUGCAAAAUCCAGCAAAAAUCAAAUUACUGAGAGGAAAUCACGAAGUUAGAGAUGUUCAAAAAAUGUUCACAUUUUAUACAGAAUGUGUACAAAAGUUUGGCGAUACAUUGGGAAAAGAUUUAUGGAAUGCCAUAAAUAACGUUUUUGAUGCAAUGCCUAUAGCAGCUGUUAUAGACAGUAAGAUUUUCUGCGUCCACGGAGGGAUUCCGCCCCCUUGGUUGUGCCCUGUAAUUGCGACCAUCAAUGAUAUACCAAUCCCUUUAACAAACCCUGAUGAACAAAGUCAACUUGCUUGGGAACUUAUGUGGAACGACCCUAUCAAGACCAGAGGAGCAGACGCUUUUGUAGAUACGACUAACAGUGAUGGCUUUGCCAAUAACACCAGAAGAGGCACCGCCCAUGUCUUUAACCAGGCAGCUCUGGACAGAUUUCUAUCUGUCAACAGUUUGUCUCAUGUUGUCCGAGCACACGAGAUGCAAAAGACAGGAUUUUAUAUACAAUAUUCUGGUCAUCUGAUAACAGUUUUUACGUCAUCCCAUUAUUGUGGAGGAGACAAUGAGGCAGCUUGUCUUUUUGUCAAUAAUAACAGGAUUAGAGUAAUAAGAGUCGACACUGAAUAG